This is a messenger RNA of Triplophysa dalaica, 1895 nucleotides long. It is a transcript of the gene dhrs13a.1, whose product is annotated as dehydrogenase/reductase (SDR family) member 13a, tandem duplicate 1. The transcript is spliced from 5 exons. The record is from RefSeq and is a predicted model, not a curated record. Bases 116 to 1066 code for a protein of 316 amino acids. Lineage: Eukaryota; Metazoa; Chordata; Actinopteri; Cypriniformes; Nemacheilidae.
UUCACAACAGUGCAGAUAUUUAUCAAUAACCAGCAGUUGAACUAGGGCGGGUUUGCAUUGACUUGGACGGGAUUUUCUCAAGUAGAUACAACGUUUAGAGAUCCAUUAUAAUACAAUGUUUUUACUUAUUUGCGGAGGAGUCGUCGCCGUUUACCUGCUGUUAUGCGUGACGAUUUUAAAAAUACCCAAAUGUAAAAGCACAGCCAAACUGCACGGGAAGACGGUUAUUGUGACGGGUGCGAACACGGGUAUCGGCAAAGCCACAGCGUUGGAUCUGGCGAGGAGAGGAGCUCGGGUGAUAUUAGCGUGCAGGAAUGAAAACAAAGCCCAGUCUGCGGUCGCGGACAUACAAAGGGAAACAGGAAACAAAGAGGUGUUGUAUAUGCACUUGGAUCUGGAAAGUCUGCAGUCUGUGAGGUCAUUUGCUGAGAACUUUCUUAAGAAAGAAUCCAGAUUAGAUAUCCUCAUCAACAAUGCAGGACUUUUAAUGGGCGGCAAGACUAAAGAUGGCUUCGGAAUGAUCUUCGGUGUCAACCACCUCGGUCACUUCCUGUUAACUGUGCUGCUAUUGGAUCGUCUAAAAGAAUGCGGCCCCAGCAGAGUUGUCACUGUUUCUUCAUUGGCUCAUCUGUGGGGGAAGGUUGACUUUAACUGCAUCAGCACUCAUAAAGAUCUUGGAUUAGGAAAUUCAGAUUUUGCCUUGUUGAGGAUGUACAGUCACAGCAAGCUUUGCAAUAUACUCUUCACUCACGAGCUGGCCAAGAGACUCAAAGGCACUAAUGUCACCUGCUACAGUCUUCAUCCAGGAGCCAUCAAAACUGACAUCAACAAUAACAGCACCCUGUUGUGGCGGCUCGUAAUGACCCCAACUAUGCUGCUCUUCUUUACCGAUGUGGAUUCUGGAGCUCAGACGUCUAUUCAUUGCGCAGUUCAAGAGGGUCUGGAUCCCCUGAGCGGAUCCUACUUCUCUAACUGUGCCGUGGGUAAGGUUCCCGCUAAAGCCAGAGAUGAUGCCACGGCCAAAAAACUUUGGGAAGUCAGCGAGAGGCUCUGCGGUUUAGCAUAGGCUUACUGUGUGCCACUUUAUGUCCAUUAUAUAGAACUGCAUUUAUUUGGAGUUUCAUGUGUAAAUCGUCAAUAAAACAAACUUUAUGUCUCAUUAAAUAAUCGUGCACAAAUUGCGUACUUUAGUCAGAGCGGUAGCCUAGUGGUUAGCACUCCACACACGUAUACAUGAGCUGUCCACUGUCUUUCGGAGAAAAUCCCCCCACCCAAAAAAAUACGUACUUUAGUUAUUUUGCGAAAUGUUUGAUCUGAGUCGCAAUAGGUAUGCACAAAAAAUUGAACAUCUUUCCACGAAACCUCCACACACAUCUAUUUGUUAUUGUGAAGUGUGAGCGGGUCUUUGCAUUCUCUAAAGAUGAAUUUGAGGGCAAUGUCUACAAAUAGUCAAAUGGUAGUUUUUUUUUCAAAACCACUUAUACUUAUAGAAUGUCUUAUAUCAAGUCAGACUAUGCAAAGUCAGAUUCAAUACAGUUUUAUGCAGAAACUUUAAAAAAAUUCAGUUCAAGCUAUAAUGCAUUCUUUUUCUCAGUUACUUUUUGCAGAGUCACCUAAUUUAGCGAUUUCUGAAAUACAUGAAUACAUAAAUAUUUUUGGUUAAUUCUGUGCUUCUGAGAUCACAUGAGGGGUUUAUUUACUGUUGUUGUUUGUUCAUAAUAUGUACUUCAUAGUUUUAAGCACUGAAUAAAAUUAUAGUGUUUAGUAAAGGUUGUGUGCGUCUGACAUCCGGAUGUGAAAGUAAGUAAAUAAGUGUGCUUUCUAUUGUACUAUUGAUAACCUUUACAUACAGUAUGCUGCAGUACUUUUUGUUCAAUAAAAUACAAGAAAUGCUC